AUGGCAGCAACGACAAAGAAGAAUUCCCAAAAAUCAUCGGWUCAAGCAACCAAGAAGCCCGAGUUCAAGCCCAAGGAUCAUUCUCAACUUCACUCGCUGCUCACCUUACCAGACGAGCUAUGGCAAACAGUACUGGAAGCAGCCUGCACAUUUCCUCCAGAGAUAUUCAGAGGAGUCAUGUUGAAUCUCGUGAAGAAUCCCAACGUGACCUCCAGUCAUCUAUUUCGCGCAGACAUUUUCUACGACAGUGAGAACGAUCUUCUCCUCAACCCUGAUGAUCCCAGCCAAGGCAUGGCGAAGCACAUGAAAGCAGAAUACCGGCCGAGGUCAACACAAUGGCCAGAUUUCACUCUGGAUAGAACGAUUGUGCGGCAGUUGGUUCCUCGCAAUCCACAGGUUGACAACCCUUUGAUCCAGACUUGCCAAUUCUUUCACAGGCAUGGCAUGGCCGAGAGUGACGAGAUGGAGCAGAUCCUGGUGGUGUAUACUCCGCAUGUUGAGCGGCCGGAAGACGUACCYUUCUACCACCCGCAAGUGUCUCAAUUGGCAUUUCUACAUACCUGGCAGCCCGUACCCGCUGAACCGGAUAUUUCAGGUGGCUCUUUGAGUUUACUCUAUCGACUAUUUCCCGAUGGCUCGUUGGAAACUAAGCUCUCUCGAACUGCUCUUCGUCUACUGCAGACCGUUCACAAGCACGGCGAGGGUCAGCAUGCUGGUUAUGAGAAGCGUGUACAUCACGAUCAGAUCAUCCCGCAGAAACGUUACCAAGAUACAUAUACCCGUUUGAAAACCGCAUACGGCAGGAAGCUUUCGGAACAGUGGGUUGAAGUCACAGAUCCUGGAAAGMACGUUUUUGAAGAUAUUGGAAUCGCGGCUUUCUUGAUUGAGCUGUGGCGGGACCUCUACGUCUUACCCGGUAUACAGUCACGUCAAGACGAUACCUCUGAGAAGCCGCCUUUCCCUGGUUUUGUCGACAUUGGCUGUGGUAAUGGUCUGCUUGUCUUCAUCCUUCUCAGUGAAGGCUACCAGGGCUGGGGAUUCGAUGCAAGAGCGCGCAAGACGUGGAGCACAUUCCCCUCUGAGAUUCAAGAGAAACUCCAGCAACGAAUUCUGGUGCCUGGGAUUCUGCAGCAGCAGCAUGCUUCUUCAAUAAGCGUAGAGGACUGGCACGAUGGCAUCUUCCAAAAGGGCGCGUUCAUUGUGUCGAACCACGCGGAUGAGUUGACACCAUGGACGCCUCUACUCGCAUACCUCAAUCAUUCUUCUUUCAUUGCAAUUCCAUGCUGCAGCCAUGAUCUAGCAGGAGCAAGAUUCCGAGCGCCACUUAUGAGCAAAGGCGCGAAAAUCGCACACGACCGGUUACCUCAGCAGUCAAAGAAUGAUCCAGACGACGAAGUAGAACCCUCGCCGUGUGUGAAUGGCCAGGCUGCAGAGACGGGCUCCCUCAAACGAUCCGAAGAACAAAAGAAGAUGCCUUCUGCAUAUUCGACGCUGUGCUCUUACGUUACUAGUCUCGCCAUGGAAGUUGGGUACAGGCCCGAGCAGGACGUGUUGAGGAUUCCAAGUACGAGGAACUCGUGCAUUGUGGGAAGAUACAGGGACGAGGGAGAGGUUUCUGAUGAUGAGGAUGUCAGAUUACAGACUGUCGUGGAGCUCGUUGAACGGGAGUUGAAGACUGGAAUCUCCUCAGUUGCAGCAGAUUGGAUCAACAGAGCCGAGAAGUUGAUGAAAAAGCCCACCAGUGGGCAUUGA
Ramularia collo-cygni is the source of this 1752-nucleotide messenger RNA. RefSeq names its product related to tRNA (uracil-O(2)-)-methyltransferase. The transcript has a single exon. NCBI's taxonomy places the organism in Eukaryota, Fungi, Ascomycota, Dothideomycetes, Mycosphaerellales, Mycosphaerellaceae. Bases 1 to 1752 code for a protein of 583 amino acids. Gene Ontology annotation, biological process: tRNA methylation. Gene Ontology annotation, molecular function: tRNA (uridine) methyltransferase activity. The record is from RefSeq and is a predicted model, not a curated record.